UUAUGAAUGGCAACAAGUCGAUAUCUCAAGCGUCCACAGUACAAUCCCCAAACGUUGUUAUUCAUUUGUUCGUGAUUCAUGUAUUGUUUACCUGGCAAGAAAAGAUUAACGCCGCUGACUAAUUGAACUGAUCCCGAUACCCUUGAAAUUCGAAAAUAUGCUGUGUACAUCCCGUUUCGACGAAUAAAGAAUAUGAUAUCACGUACUUCCUCUGUUUUCUGAUAACCUCGCCAACUGCGACUCUUCUCGUAACCGUCAGUGUUCGUUAGUUUGUCAAGGCGUUAACAUGUUACUGUUAAUUUUUGUGGCUCUUUUCUGUUUCUCAUCCAUUGCGGAUGGAGUUCCAAUUCUCGAUUGCGGUUCCAAGUUAGGAAGUUACAGCCGAGUUCAAAUAGCAGGUUGCGACACUUCAGACCAACCCUGUGUUUUGCAUAAAGGAAAGAAUGCAUCGAUAGAAAUUGACUUUACAACAUACGAAGAUGCUACCGACUUGAAAGCAGUAGUACAUGGCACUGUUAUGAUUGUGCCCAUACCUUUUGAUCUGCCAAAUGCUGACGCAUGCCAAUACUCUAAGUCUGGGAUAACUUGUCCCAUGAGGAAGGGCCAAAGCUACAAAUACAAGGCAGAGCUACCAGUAUCCACACGUUACCCUUCGGUAUCCGUUAAAGUCAAGUGGGAACUUCAAGAUCAAGAUGGAAAUGACAUUGUCUGUAUCAAACUUCCGGCUGUAAUACGAUAAAAAUACGAAUUUAUAACUAUGUUGUGAUUAUGUAUUCGUAACAGAUUUAAUAAAUAAUAUUUUUUACUGUG
Messenger RNA from Neodiprion virginianus, 810 nucleotides. RefSeq names its product NPC intracellular cholesterol transporter 2 homolog a-like. The record is from RefSeq and is a predicted model, not a curated record. Gene Ontology annotation, biological process: intracellular cholesterol transport. The transcript is spliced from 4 exons. The coding region runs from base 287 to 739 and encodes 150 amino acids. Gene Ontology annotation, molecular function: sterol binding. Lineage: Eukaryota; Metazoa; Arthropoda; Insecta; Hymenoptera; Diprionidae.